GAUGUGAAUAGGAAGUACUGAUUGACAGGUUAUCAGGUUGUGUUUUACUGCUCUAAAAACACAAUAUAAUGUAAUAGUGUUAGAUGUUAUGUCCUACUAGUUGAUUUGAAUACUUUGCAGCAGUAAUUGGUAGUUUAUGUGAAUGCAGUUUAAUAUGAUGCCCCAAUACUGUUUUGUUGUUUGAGAUUUUAUAUAAUCUUUGUCUGGUAAACUAUUAUCUAACAUGCAAAGUAGCUGGUUUAAAUGCAUCAAAUGCCUGUUUCAAUCUGUAUAUACCUUCAAAUUUUUGCCCUAUGCUUAGAGCUCUUGAUCCUCUCAACAAUAUCUAACAAUUAUACAACAAUAUAUGGUAGAUACAUAAUAUAACACAAUACUUUUGACAAACUUUUUUUUUCAAGUUAUCAAAAUGCAAACAGACUUCUCUUUCUUCAGCAUCAUCACAGUCAAUAUUAUUUCAGAUAUCACAACUGAAAAUAAAGAGUCAUUUAAAGAAUAUGAUUGCUAAUAAGCAUUCCAGACACUGGCUGACAUUGGUUCAUCUUUGAAGGCUUGGCCUGGCCAAUAUUUGGCUUUUUUUAAGUCUCGGUCAAUUAUAGUUGGUUCUUGUGUCAAAACAGAGCGAUACACAGUUUUGGUGCGUGUCUACAUACCACAGUGUCAGUUUAAGAAAUCGCAUGACCAGGCUUUCUUAUCAUUAUCUACAUAAACAGCUUGUGACUUUAGCAGCACAUACGUGACAGGCCUCACGUUGUAAUUUCAGAUGUAAACCACUAGAGGGAGAACGCAGCGCACUAACAAUGUUAAACUAAAGAAGCGAAUCCACCGCCAGAGGGCGUUGCGUCAACUUUACUUCGCUGCUAACAAAGAAACAAGUUGUUUUGCUCAUAAAAGUACGAGAAAAGUGCUUUUGCAUUUUUUGUUUGACCACCUUAAUAUUUUUGGCAGUUCAUACGCUUUCUGCAGUGCGACUGAAAUGGCUUCAAGUGUUUGUUUAACUUAUUUAUUGUGCAAAAGUUGUUCGCAUAUACGCGCAUCUUUCAGAAAAAUAACACGGAACGAACCCGUUCUUGUUUUGAUGAAUUUCUUCACUGGGAGGUUCCUCUCCUUUGGGCAUGCUCAGUCAGUUUGUUUUUGUCUAAGAACCUGUAAGCAUCAAUCAUCCGAUCUCUCUCUCUCUCUCUCUCUCUCCAUCCACGCCCAGUUAAGAUGUUUAUGAGCAGGCAGCGAUUCCUGCAUUAGGUCUAUGAUAAAAUCAGUAAGACCGCCCACACGAGUUUAAAGGCCCUUCGGGGAACAUGCAAAGCUUCAGUUUUGUUUUGAACCUGACGGAAGAGUAGCUUGCACUUGAAUGCACGCUCGCGCUCUUUGUUUGACUUAGACAUACUUCAAGGGCUGCAUUUGGGAAACAGCAAAGAUGAUUUUCGACAAGCUGAAAAAGAUCGACAUAGUGUUUGAUUCUCCGGAGCUGGACUCUGUUCCGGUGUUCAGCAGCGGAGAUGUGGUCUCAGGGAAGGUUGUGCUCGAGCUCUCGGGGGAGACUAAAGUGCAGUCGCUGAAGUUGCAUGCAGAAGGUUUCGCUCAAGUGCACUGGACCGAGUCUCGCAGCGCAGGCUCGAGCACCGCUUACACGCAGAACUACAGCGAUGAAGUGGAGUACCUGAACCGGAGAGAAGUUCUGCUGCAGGCAGAUAACGGUGAGCUGACCGUCCUGUCUGCCGGGAGACACGAGUACCCUUUCAGUUUCCAGCUGCCAGAGGAAACUCUAGUGACAUCUUUUGAGGGCAAGCACGGCAGCAUUCGGUACUGGGUGAAGGUUAAGCUGCAUCGCCCAUGGGCCACCGUCAAGAAGAUCAAGAAAGAGUUCACGGUUAUCGAGCCCAUUGACAUCAACACACCAAGUUUGCUGGCGCCUCAAGCUGGAACCAAGGAGAAGAUGGCUCGCAUUUGGUACCGCAACUGCGGGCAGGUGUCGAUCACCGCAAAGAUCGACCGCAAGGGCUACACGCCGGGUGAAGUGAUUCCAGUCUUCGCUGAAUUCGAUAACUCCACGUCUCGCUCCGUGGUGCCGAGAGCUUACAUCACCCAGACACAGACCUUCAUCGCGAGGGGAACCAUGAAGCAGAAGAGGGCCGUGGUGGCCACGUUGUGCGGGGACAUAGUUGGUGCACGCCAUAGAGAGACGUGGCACGGCCGCGCCAUCAAAAUCCCUCCAGUCGGGCCCUCCAUCCAGCAGUGUCGCAUCAUUAAAGUGGAAUACGUGCUCAGGGUGUGUGUUGAUGUUCCUGGGACGUCCAAACUUUCCCUGGAGCUUCCUUUGGUUAUGGGCACCAUCCCUUUGCAUCCAUUCGGCAGCCGUACGUCUAGCGUGAGCAGCCAGUACAGCGUGAACAUGGAGUGGCUUCGCAUGGCCAUCCCUGAGCAGCCUGAGCCUCCUCCAGAUUACAGCACUGUUGUGUCAGAUGAGGAAGCGGUCCAGAGCUCCACAGCAGUCCAGCCUGAGGAAGAUCUCAGCGGCGUGCUGCAGCGCUCCCUCAUGGCCUACGUGCAGGAGUUCAGAUUACGCCCGCCUCCGGUGUACAGCGAGGUGGACCCAAACCCUCAGCCCCUCACCAUGCGUCCUCGCUGCAUGACCUGUUGAACUCUCUGUCAGCUGAGCAUCACCUGAUGUUUGUAACAAAAGCUGAGAUUUAAUUCUCCUGGACGUCUCUCUGAGACUGAGAUUGGCACUUGAUCCUCGUUUCGAGCCGUUCGCAUCUGUGCUUCCAGCAGCGGGGCAAAGAGAGAGGAGGAGAUGUCUGGACUAGGCGAGGACGAGCGCUUUCAUCAAACAAAGAGCACAUUCAGUACCAGGCAGAACAAAGGUUCUGCCCACGUUUGUGUCCCAAAGAGCGAUCAGACUCUGGUCUGUGCCUCAAACCAUUGUUUGUAGAAUCAGGGAAAUCUGGUAUGAUCACUAGAAAAUUAUGGGUGAGAAGCCAUUAAGAGAUGCUACCCAUAGUGCCUUAUUUUGCUGUGAAUGAGGGCCGAGUCCCUUUUAACCAGCUGCAGUCUGCCACCAUAGAUGUUCGCAUGCAUGUGAUGAAACUGUCAUCGUAUGCACAUCUUUCGGUGUCAGUGUUCGCCAAAGAGAUCGGUUUAACAUUCAUGUGAAUGGGUGAUUCUAUUCAAAAGGGGAAAACUAGAGCUUUAAGGGGGGAAUUGCAAAUCCUGGAAGUAGAAAAAUCCUUUCCCCCCCUCUUGGAGUUGAUGUUAUGUUGGUAUAAGUUUCAUCUGGAGCCUGAGACCUGGAAGCUCUUAAUGUCUCGCUGAAUGUAAACCACAGAUAACUUUUGAGCAAAACUGUUGUUUUUCUUCAUUCUUUUUACUGUGACUUGUGGUCAUGCAGGUCUCAAGGAGCCCUUGAAGGUUAGCUUUACGAAGGACAGAGCCAUGUGUACCCAAGGUGCCUUUUUAGUUGAUUUAGAUGAAACGAUGAAUGACUUACAGGGAUUGUGUCAUGUUAACCUUUCCUAAUGUUGCGACUCCCUGAAGUGUCCUUACACACACAUUCCAAAAAUACCACAGACUCGCUUCAUUUCCAGGUUAUGAGAAAGUGUACCUUCAGGUUUAAACAUAAUGAUUGUAUUUUUGUUGUUGAAUUUUGUGACAAGAAUAUUUUUUGUUAAUCGAUUUUAAGUAAAUAAAAAGGAAAAAUGAUACAUUUGAA
This is a messenger RNA of Carassius auratus (goldfish), 3706 nucleotides long. RefSeq names its product arrestin domain-containing protein 2-like. Gene Ontology annotation, biological process: protein transport. The transcript has 7 exons. Lineage: Eukaryota; Metazoa; Chordata; Actinopteri; Cypriniformes; Cyprinidae. The record is from RefSeq and is a predicted model, not a curated record. The coding region runs from base 1415 to 2638 and encodes 407 amino acids. Gene Ontology annotation, cellular component: cytoplasm; plasma membrane.